AGACGUUUUACGGGGUUGUUGUCAAUAGUUGUCAAAAAAACGCAUUGGAAAAAACCUCAAAUUAAAACCCACGAAAGGGCACGUUUUAAGCUAAUUUUGAUCAAAAAUUAAUAAAAAGUCUGUUCACAAUGUCGCCAGGAGCAACAACGACAGUUCCACCCGUAAUUUGGGCACAAAGGAACGACCUCAUUUAUCUCACCAUCAACGUUGAAUGCAAAGAGCCAGAACAUAAAUUCACCGAAAAUACAAUGAGUUUCAAAGGAACCGGCGCAGCGGAUAAUAAACAAUACGAAAUUUCCUUUACAUUUCUAAAGAACAUUAUUCCCGACAAGGUAACCAGGAAGGAUGCAACAAGGUGUGUUGAGUUCACAAUUCCCAAAGCUGAGAGCGGUCCCUACUGGCCCACGUUGACAAAUGACAAGAAGAAGCCCCACUGGCUCAAAGUAGACUUUAAUAAAUGGAAAGAUGAGGGGUCAGACGAUGAGAUGGGAGAUGGGCCUGAUUUCGAUGGCGGGGACUUCGAUGGGGACCUUUCGAAUUUAAUGUUUAAAUCCGACGGCAAGGAUAAGCCAUCCUUUGGUGACUUAGACGACGAAGAAGAUUCAGAUGAUGGAUACCCAGGUCUAGAAUGAACAACUUCCCCCUUUUUUUUCAACUAUCUCGUAUCGUUUUUCAAAGCCACACACUUUUAUUGUGUAAAGAUUCUGGCGAGAUGUAUCAUUAAUCGUAAAAAAAAAACAAUACUGGUAUAAAAAAAAUUCGUAAUGUACAUCAGAAGAGAAUUUUUGAUUUCAAUCGAAUGUUUGGGAUUGGGGUUCCUUUGUAAUAUCCAAUGAUGGAUAUAAUACAACAUUUUGAGGAAUGAUGUACAGGAUAAGGAUAUCAUAAAAUGGUUUGUAGAGAGAUGCAUUAAAAUUUACAAUACGUUACAAUACAUCUCACACAAUAGCCAAAUAAAUUGACCAUUUCGUAAAUUA
This is a messenger RNA of Lutzomyia longipalpis, 977 nucleotides long. RefSeq lists its product as uncharacterized. Gene Ontology annotation, molecular function: protein-folding chaperone binding; Hsp90 protein binding. Gene Ontology annotation, biological process: protein folding; chaperone-mediated protein complex assembly. The coding region runs from base 129 to 632 and encodes 167 amino acids. Gene Ontology annotation, cellular component: nucleus; cytosol. The transcript is spliced from 4 exons. Lineage: Eukaryota; Metazoa; Arthropoda; Insecta; Diptera; Psychodidae. The record is from RefSeq and is a predicted model, not a curated record.